Molecule: messenger RNA, 6863 nt
Organism: Mytilus californianus (California mussel)
Lineage: Eukaryota; Metazoa; Mollusca; Bivalvia; Mytilida; Mytilidae
Product: signal transducer and activator of transcription 5A-like
Exons: 22
Coding region: 232-3012 (926 amino acids)
Biological process (GO): defense response; cell surface receptor signaling pathway via JAK-STAT; regulation of transcription by RNA polymerase II
Molecular function (GO): DNA-binding transcription factor activity, RNA polymerase II-specific; RNA polymerase II cis-regulatory region sequence-specific DNA binding
Source: RefSeq, a predicted model, not a curated record
CUAGGUUUUUCCACAGGAAGUUUGUUAAGUGUGUUAGAUAUACUCAUCUCUAGAUGAAACUUACUGAUAAAUAUUAAAAUUAUUAAUAUUUAGAGGACAUUUGUAAUUUUCUAUAUCUAUAGGAAUAACAGAUAUUUCAUUUGUGAAGUGUUUGAGCUUGCUGAAUGUCAUGACCUUGUCCCAAAUUUAUUUAAAUGUUGUGUUCGCUGACAAAUUCUGUGCAAAUCAUGCAUGAUAAAACUAUGCAAAAUGAGUAAAAAUUCAAAAAGGAAUAAAUUGCAAUCUGAAGUAAAUACAUUGGAGAUGGAGGAGUGUAAUAUAACACCAAAAAUAGAACGACAAACCAGUGCUGAAUAUGCCAGAAAUAUGGAUACAGCACAGUACGUGACACUUGAAAAUGUUUCUUCUAAUGAAAUUAAUGUUGGUCAUGGUGUGCUGGCACCAAAAUGUAAAAAGCAUAUCUGUACUAGUAUGUCCCUUUGGGCCAAGACCCAACAACUACCACCAGAAUACCUGAAACAAAUAGAGACAAUCUAUGCCACACAGUUUCCCAUAGAGGUCCGUCAUUAUUUUGCAGAAUGGAUAGAAGAACAGCCAUGGAGUCAGGUAGAUGAAAACAACAGCCAGCAUGAACAGUAUGCUGUUCAGCUACUCGUCAACCUGGUACAACUUAUACAAGACAAGUCGGAUGAGCUUCCUACAACAGGGGAAUAUUUCUUACUCAAGUUACGUUUCCAAAAUGUGAUAGACCAGUUACGAGAAAAAUAUGAGCCUUCACCAUUAGCAUUUGUUAAAGUUGUAAAAAGUUGUCUGAAUUUAGAAGAAGCUCUAGUAAACCAGGCAGAAAAUCCUUCACUAGUUAUAGAAGAUCCAACAGUUCAGCAACUGGCAACUAACAAACAGAUAUCUAAAGACAUAGAAACACUUCAGACAUGGACUUCGGUGACAGACACAGAAAUUAAACAGCUACAAGAUAAACAGGAAGCCUUGAUUAUACAGUGGAAAAAUUCACCACAAAUUACAGCACAACUUGGCAAUGCCGUACAACAGUUACAACAAAAAUUGGAGUUUGUUAAAACUCAGAUCCAGCAAACGCAACAAGGAGGGGGAGAUAAUCAUGCUGAGUUAGAGAAACUGAGGAAUGAAAAAGAUGAGCUAAUGACCAGGGAAAAAGAUAUGUCAGCACAGCUUAAAAAUGUUCAGACAGAAUUAGCAGCCAAGGCUCAAGAAGUUAUAGAACUUCGUUCGACUUUACUUACCAAAUAUAAGAAAUCCUUCCUGUUUUUGGAAGAUGUACAAAAAAAGGUGAUUGAUGUAGAGUUGAUUGCAUGGAAACGUAAACAACAGUUGUCAGGGAAUGGUGCACCAAUAGAGGAGAAACUUCUAGACAGGCUACAGUCUUGGAGUGAAAGCUUGGCAGAAAUCAUUUGGAAGAGUCGACAACAGAUUUUACAGUUUGAAGUAUUACGUACUCGUCUCCCAUUGAACACCUCAGCAGAGAACCAGUCUGACAUAUUACCAGAUUUGAAUCAGAAGAUUACAGCACUAUUGUCAUCUUUAGUUACCAGUACAUUUGUGGUUGAACAUCAGCCUCCUCAAGUGUUGAAGAAAGAAUCCAGGUUCACUGCCAAGAUUAGAUUGUUGGUAGGAGGGAAACUGAACAUCCACAUGAAUCCACCUACAGUGAAAGCUUCAAUAAUCAGUGAGGAACAGGCACGGGGAUUACUGAAGAGUGAUGUAACAGCUAAAGAUGCUGAUAGUGGGGACAUAUUGAAUAAAGAAGGAACAAUGGAGUAUCAUGAUGGAAAAGGAGAACUAAGUAUACAGUUCAGGAAUAUGCAACUCAAGAAGAUUAAAAGAGCAGAUAAAAAAGGAACAGAAGCUGUAACAGAAGAAAAGUUUUGUAUCCUGUUCCAAUCUGAUUUUCAGCUUGGCAUUAAUGGUGAACUGAUGUUUCAGGUUUGGACAUUAUCACUUCCUGUUGUUGUAACAGUCCAUGGAAACCAAGAAUGCAAUGCCCUAGCAACAGUGUUAUGGGACAACCAGUUUGCUGAGCCAGUAAUUAUUAGUAGUUUUCAAAAGAAUGGAAGAACACCAUUCCAAGUUCCUAGUCAGGUGUCAUGGACAUUAAUGUCACAGCUCCUUAACACUAAAUUUCAGUCAGUGACAGGGAGAGGACUCUGUGCAGAAAACCUUAAAUAUCUGGCAUCAAAAGUGUUUGGAGGAAAACCAACAGAUGAAUAUUCAAAUCACAACAUAAAUUGGUCAUUAUUUAAUAAGGAUACUUUACCAGGGAGAAGUUUUACCUUCUGGGAAUGGUUUUAUGCUGUUAUGAGAUUAACUAAAGAUCACCUGAAAAAUCUUUGGUGUGAUAAAACAAUAAUUGGCUUUGUCAGUAAACAACAGGCUCAAGAAUGGUUACAGAUGAGGCCAGUUGGAACCUUUCUCUGUCGAUUUUCUGAUUCAGAGUUAGGUGGUGUUACUAUUGCAUGGUCAGCUGAGGACCCAAAGUCACCUGGUGAAAGACAAGUGUGGAAUUUGGCACCAUAUGGUACAAAAGAGAUUAACAUACGUACACUUGCUGACAGAAUCAAAGAUCUUCCACAGCUUACGCACUUGUUCCCAGACAUACCAAAAGAUCAAGCCUUCAGUAAAUAUUACACAACAGAUACAUUGCCAGAUAUUAAAGACCCGGAGGGCUAUAUAAAAACCCACCUGAUCAACACUCUCACUACACCUGGUGCUGCACCUAUGAACUAUGAUAACCCUUCAACACCUCAAGCCAUUGGUUACAGUGGUCCAGACUCUCCAGCCAGUAUAUACAGUCAACCUAUCUCAACACCAGGAUCAAAUGUAACCAGUACUAAUAACAAUUUAAUGGAUCUUGGUGCAAUAGCUGAAGCGAGUGAAGAUGACAUGCUGGAUGCAUUCAUUAGCCUUGACUAUAAUGCUGAUAAUCUGAAUGACAUGAGUCUCAUGGAAAUAUUGCCUAGUAUGAUGGCUAAUAAUUAAAAUUAUAAAUAUGUUGUCAUUGUUAUUACAUGUAUAUCAAUAAUCAAAAUUGGAAGGUAACCAAGGUUGAUUUGAUAACAGUGACAUAAUAUACUCUAACAAAAAGAAAUAUAUACAGCAAUUAAUGAAUGUUAUAAGAAUGUUGAAUCAUUGACAACCUACGUAUUAUUGUUUGUUGAAUUAAUGUCAUAUCAGUUCCUCUUGUAAAAUAUUACCAAAAAAAUAUACAAUAACUGUCGUUAUUAUUGUAUUGUUCAGCUAUUCUUAUUUUCAAAUUUAUUUAAGACGACCAUUCAAAAAAUGUCUGUUUCCCCUCAUCCCAGGUCAUGGUUUUAAAUCAGACCAGGCAGGUAUGUUAAGUCCUCUUAAGAUAACUCAAUUUCAAGCCAGACUGUGGUUUCAAAUUGCUGAUACUUCAGAUGAGAUUUUGUGAAUUUUGGAGCAUUUGAAUGUAAAAUUGUGAAUAAUAUUUGAAUAUCUUGUUACCUGAAAUGUGGUGCCAAAAUGGAUUAAGGUGCAUUUUUUCAUUCCAAAAUUUUGCUACUGUUUCUUUUUAUCCUAGAUUUUUAUUAUGAUAUGACUGAGACAUAUUGACAAAAGAAAAGAAAAGAAUACUAGGUUACUAAAAUAUAAAGAAUAAUGGCCAGGCAAAGAAAUAAAGAAUGGAGAAAAAGACCCAAAAAUGUUUUAAAGACACCCAGAAAUUAAGACUCAACAUCCUCUUUUAUUUGUGAAGAUCAGAACAUAGAACAAUUUAAUUUCAUCAAACAUUUAUUUUGGACUAAAUAUUAAAUCUCUAUUAACAGUAAAUUCACACAGUAGGUUAUUAAAAUCAAUCAAUAUAUGAUAAUGUCAUAAAUUACAUGAGGUACUAAAUAAAUAUGUCUAAAACAAUUGUGUAUUAAAAUUUUAUUCUGUAUGAUGUCUGUACUUGGUAAAUACUUAAACAAUGUUUAUUUUGUGUAAAUACUUAUACAUUGUUUUACCUUGAAAUAAGAAAAUACAAAGCUUGUUUGUAUGUUGGCACUGAAGUUGGAGUAUUGAGUUAUUGGUAUUUUAUUUAUUGCUUAAAACAAGGAUUUAUAUAGUAAGACUUGCAACCUAAAUCCUCGUUUAAAACAAUACAAAAAUAAUGCAGUGACUAUUUUUAUGCCCCCGCCGUAGCGGUUGGGGCAUUAAGUUUUACCCUUGUCCGUAUGUACGUACGUACGUAUGUCUGUACGUACGUCCCAAAAUUGGUUUCCGUUCUCUAACUUGUUUUAACUGGUUAUGGUACAUAAAGAUAUAUGAAACAAAGAAAUAUAGGCCACGACUAUAUGGUCCUUUUGUACUCUGUUUCUUUGUUAGGCUUUGCCUUUUCACAAAACUAAAUAUCCAUCAAUGAAUGGCGAAAAAUUUAAUCGUUACAAUAUAAGAAGAAUUAAUCACUUUUUCAAAGUGCAGUUUGAAUUCAUUUCUUCAUGUUGUCAACUGUUGAAAAAAUCAGCCUAUUGUUAAAGAAAGGCAGUUGUUAAUAUAAAUCAGAUUUGGUGUAAUAAGAACAUUCUUAUCCACCAAUUCAAAUGAUUGACUUUCUGUUUCACAAGAAGUUUAAGAAUUCAAACAGCUAAUAGAUAAUUUUGUCAGCUGUUUGAAGAGAGGAAUUCAAUAAUAACUUGAAAUUUUCUGUGUCCUUAGUUUUAUGGAAAUGGCAUAACUAUUUGGAUUUGUACAGUAAAUCCAAAAGGAGGUGCUGAUAUCAUUUGUGGAUUCUGUAAUAGACCUGCUUAGUUUUUAAUGAUUAGAUAAGUACCACCAUGACAGAAAAUGACUGUAUCAUAGUAAGACAAUCUGAUUUGAAGGUUGCUUUCACUUUGUUAUAUUUGCAUUGGUAAUACAUAUAUCCUUAUUAUUUUUACACUGUCCAUUUCUUCUGAAGUCAUUGAUUGAAAAAAAUGGUUUUAAAGUAGUUAUUAAAGAAGAGUCUAUAAUUAUAUAUUUGAACUUUUAAUAUUUUAUCCGUAUUAGUCAUUGUAUAUAAAUGUAAAAGAAGAAAGCACAAUACAAGUUUUUAUGUAUAUUAAUGUAAAAGAAGAAAGCAUAAUACAAGUUUUUAAGUAUUAAUGGAGGAGAUAUGAUAAGGUUAUUGUUUAGGUAUUAUAAAUAUGUCAGAAAAUAUUUUUAUUGGAAAUACUUGCUUUGAUAACCUAAAUGAACAUACAUAUAGGAUUUAAAGAAGCUUUUAUAAUAUUUUAUUGCUAAAGUACCAGCCAUUUUUAUGCAAAUAUGUCAUUUGUGAUACCAUACCUAAGAAGAACAUUGUAUAUUAAGGAUUUUAAUAAAAAUUUGAAAUUUUUUUCGUUUCUUUUAAGACAGAAACUGUCGUCCAAAAAAUAUUAUCAACAAUUGAAUAUGAUCAGGAGGUCUUACAGUAUGUAAAAUAUCUUAUUAGGGCUACUCACAUGUAAAACAGAUAAAAUGGUGAGUGUUUGGGUCAAUAGGAACUUUUGAACCCCAACCAUGCAUAGAAUUUGAAAGAUUACUUAUUAUAUGUCUUCAGCUAAACUUAGAAAACAACCCCAAUGUAAAGCUAUUGUUUAACAAUUGUAAGGGGAGAUAAUUGACAAACCUAUGCAAGUGCCUAGACAUUAAUGUUAUCAUAUUUUUUUCUUUUGAUUUAUAAUAUGUGCCAUAUGAUUGUUGUAUGACAAUGUAUAUGUAGAAAUAUAUGAACUUGUGUUUUGAUUAAUGAUUCAUUUUGUUUACUGAUUAACACAAUUUCAUAAACUCAUAUUUAUAUAUCCUGUGUUUGUCCAUAAUCCCCCAAUUUUUUACUAGCAUGGCAUUUUCAUUAGUGACUUCAACUACAGCUUGGUUGUUCUAAGAAGUCAUAUUUCAGAUAAACACAUGAAUCAUUAGAUCACCAACUCAUAUGCUGUGCUUGAAUAAUUUAUUAUGGAACAAAAUAAUAGUUGUCAUGGAUAACUUUUGUUAGGAAUAUUAAUUGACAUCCUUAAUCUUACAAAUUCUUCUUAUUCAGUGUGAUUGAAAUACUAAUAAACAUCUUUAAAUUACCUUGAUUUAUAUAGAUUAUUGGAUUUUCUUCACAUCGAUGUUGUAAAAUACACAUGAUGAACCUUUUUUUGGCAAGUAAUAGUAGAGAACUAUCCAAAAAACCUUACAUUGUGUAUAGUGACUGAUUUUUUACAAUAUCUAUACUCAGAAAACCUGAUAAUCUGUUUAUCAUGCUAUUUCUGGUUUUUUUUCCUUCCUUAAGACAGUUUUGCGUGUGACAAAAGUAAGCUUGAUAACUACUCGUCACACAUUGUGACGUCACUGAUAAGCUCUGCUCAUGUCUCAAAGCCGUGAUACAAGAAUUAAGGAGCGACUGAGCAGGGUGAUAUAGGCAAAGGGAAGCGCAAUAAUUGUAGUUAUUGGCAUGAUAUUUUCUGGUUGACCUUAAUUAUGAACUGUAAAGUUUUCAGGCAGAGUUUUUUGCUGAAUUUUGGACUUCAGAUGGUUGAAAACAACAUCUUAUGGUAUAUGGUUAUCUUUCUGUUGUAUUAUUAUUUUUACUUCUGAUUAUUAGAAAUUUGUAUCUAAACUUUACUAUUUUAACAUGGAGUUUGAGUGAUUCAUUUGCAUAAAGGUAUUUUUUAUAUUCAGUGACUAUUCAAUGUCAAAAUAAUGAAUUUAUACAUAUAUUAUAUAUAUAUAUAUAUAUAUCAGUUGAUGAACAUAGAAAACAGUUUUCGUGCCACACAUACCAUUACAAUGAAUUUAUUCCACAGAACCAUCAGUUUGAAUAUGCUUUUAAAGUUGUAUUGAAGUCUAUAUUAUUGUAUGAUGAAUAAAUAAAUGAAUAUAGUUUG